Molecule: messenger RNA, 435 nt
Organism: Cooperia oncophora
Lineage: Eukaryota; Metazoa; Nematoda; Chromadorea; Rhabditida; Trichostrongylidae
Source: the annotation of a GenBank genome assembly
AUGCUUUCGGAUGACACCUAUAGUCUGUGGGAGGUUCACGAAAGUGGUGGAGAGCGAAAACUAGACGACGAAGAGAAACCGCUGUUGGUGCAGCUCACCUGGCAUCGUGAUGAUCGUGAGGGGCGAUUUCUGUUGCGGAAAAAUCGUCAAGGAAUGGCUCCAUUAGCAACAAUACAGCUACCAGAAGAGGAGAAUAUGAAGCGUGGUACGAAACGAUUUUCGAAGCGAGAAAAGAAAGAAAUGAAGAAAAAACAUCAGAAGGACAUAAUCACUGUAAAUACUGGCCGAGAAGAGGCAUUGGCACCGGUCUGCACUGACCUUUAUUGUCAGGUUGGGAGUUAUGUAGCUUUUGAAUUAUCAUUACUACCUAGCAAUUUUUAUCUUCGAGAGAAAGCACAGCUCUACAUCCACAUUCCACCUAUUUUUCUGCCUUGA